AUGAAACCACCUUCAAAGCGCUCCAUCAUCACCACCUACACGGAAGAGCGCUUGUUAAAUGGAGAAAAGAUGAUUUGCUGUGUCCUUGGAGAAAAUUGUUUAUACGAGCAGAAAGUAUUUCGUCAGUCAAAUUUCGAGCGUCACUUCCGACUCUGCCACCCGGUGGAAUAUGACCGCUUGUGUAUUGGUCCAUCUGCUGCAAAGAGUAGCAGUCCGAAUAUGGAACCAGCUAUAACGAUUAGAAUGACAAAGCAACGGCUAGUAGGUGGAAUUAUCAAGAUGGUGGCCAUACAUGGACUUCCGUUCGAAGCCACGGAAUGGGAAGGAUUUCGGGAAGUGGUAGAUCCACUGCUCAGGGCCUAUAACUUGACCAUCAAUAGACACAACAUUACUCAGUACGUGACAAAAGCCGCAGAAGGUAUCGAUUGGAUGAUAGGCCAAGCGUUGAACGGGAAGCUGAUUUCACUCAAAUUAGACAUUGUAUCAAAAAUGUAUCGAAGCAUGCUGGGAAUCAACUGUCAAUACAUAAACAACAGUGGAAUUGUUGUAAAACGAAAUCUUGGUAUUAUUGAGCUGCACAAUCGUCACACUAGCCAAAACAUCAAAGAAGAGCUGGUAAAAGUGUUGAAAACCUUCAACGUGGAAAUGUGGCAAAUAAUGUCCAUCACAAUUGACAACGCGUCAAAUAUGGUCAAAUUAGUUGAUAUUCUGUCAGAUGAGAUCGAAUAUCUACUGGAGGUUGGAUUUGAGUAUCGUGGAGAAGUAGCGACCGAUGACAUAACCACGUUUAACGAACUUGACGCUGAUGAUGAUUUUGAUACGCUUGAUGAUUCCCUUGAGAGACCUGCAGUUCUGGAGUGGGUACGCGUUUUGGAGGAGUUUGCACCUAAUGCUUUCAUUACCGCUAUUCGUUGUGGAGCCCACACCACUCAGUCGGUGGUCCACGACGUUUGCAAGGAGAUUGAACCCAAGGAUAUUCUGAAAGAGAUCAGGAAGAAGGUGAAGAAGUUCCGAUCGACUGAAUAUAAAGCGUUCUUUGACGUCAGUGAAGGAGGUUCAUAUCCACCACUUCCAAACGAAACUCGUUGGAAUUCGGAUUAUAAAAUGUUGCAUGAACUUAUAAAACGGAGAACAUUUUUCGAGAAGCUGGGAACACAAUAUUCUGUUUUGGACCUAUCAAACUAUUGGAACUUUAUUAAGGAAUAUGUAACUGCAUUUAAUCCGUUGUAUCAAUGCACCACCGCUGUACAAAAACUUGAGUUAAGUCUAUCAGAUUUUUACAUCGAAUGGAUUCGAGCAUAUGGUAGUAUUCGGGAGUUAGAAGGUUCUAAUCGAUUCAAAACAAAGCUCAUUAAUGUAAAAUUGUAA
This is a messenger RNA of Toxorhynchites rutilus septentrionalis, 1368 nucleotides long. RefSeq lists its product as uncharacterized. The coding region runs from base 1 to 1368 and encodes 455 amino acids. Lineage: Eukaryota; Metazoa; Arthropoda; Insecta; Diptera; Culicidae. The transcript has 3 exons. The record is from RefSeq and is a predicted model, not a curated record.